Molecule: messenger RNA, 545 nt
Organism: Aplosporella prunicola CBS 121167
Lineage: Eukaryota; Fungi; Ascomycota; Dothideomycetes; Botryosphaeriales; Aplosporellaceae
Exons: 1
Coding region: 187-492 (101 amino acids)
Source: RefSeq, a predicted model, not a curated record
AGCAGUGAGUGAGUGGACUGGCAGGGUUGGGGAGAUCAAGAAUGUCGCCACGCGCGCUCGAUUUGCCUUUUCGCCGUCAUCGCCAUCGCCAUCGCUUUAGGCCCUCCCUUCCUGCUUGAUGAUUUGCCCGUCAAGAAAAGAAAAGAAAGAAAAAAAGAAAAGUGAAAAAAAGCAAGCAAGUGUGAAAUGACAGGAGGGCGGGGAAGAAGAGAAGAGAGAGAAAAAAAAAGGACGAGAUGCGUGCCGGCCACUCCAGACGGUGUGUAUGGGUGUGUGGUGUGUGGUGGUUGGCAAUCUAGACGCAAAGCGCGGAACCAGAGCGCCCAACCACGCAUCCCAGCCUCCCCUCCCCCGCCCUCCCCUUCACACCCAGCCCUCGCUGCGCCCCUCGCUCCUUGUCCCGCUUCUACCGCCAGCCCCCCGCCACCGUCGCUGUCGCCCAGCAGUAAGGUAGCAUCGCCCCAAGAUGUGUGUUUGAGUGCGUGUGUGUGAUGUGUUUUUUUGUUUUACGUUGGAUCUCGCCCCGUUGCGCCGCCUAAUGGUGG